This is a messenger RNA of Corythoichthys intestinalis (scribbled pipefish), 7601 nucleotides long. Its product is annotated as H(+)/Cl(-) exchange transporter 4. Lineage: Eukaryota; Metazoa; Chordata; Actinopteri; Syngnathiformes; Syngnathidae. Bases 170 to 2479 code for a protein of 769 amino acids. Gene Ontology annotation, cellular component: early endosome; Golgi apparatus; plasma membrane. The record is from RefSeq and is a predicted model, not a curated record. The transcript is spliced from 12 exons. Gene Ontology annotation, molecular function: voltage-gated chloride channel activity. Gene Ontology annotation, biological process: transmembrane transport; chloride transport.
UGUCGCGAUAUUAGAGCAACUGAUGGCUGCACGAGCGAAUGUGGAACUCCGAUUUAUUUGAUGGUUUUCAACAACACGCGCAAAUUGCAAUGGCAGCAGUGCUCCCUGCUAAAUAAAGUGCAAGGCGUUUUAUAAAAUUCUCUUGAAGACCGCACGAACGGACUCCAAAAUGGACGCCGGCGAAGGUAUGAGUUGUGCCACACCCACAGAUGAGAUAAAUGGAGCUGGCAACUUGAUGGACUUCCUGGAGGAGCCUUUCCCAGACGUGGCCACGUAUGAAGACUUUCACACCAUCGACUGGCUGAGGGAGAAGUCCAGAGAUACUGACCGCCACCGCAAGAUCACCAGCAAAAGUAAAGAGUCCAUAUGGGAGUUUACCAAAAGCCUGCUGGAUGCUUGGUCAGGAUGGGUGGUCAUGCUGCUUAUUGGAUUACUCUCAGGUACGUUGGCUGGAGUCAUCGAUUUGGCGGUGGACUGGAUGACCGACUUGAAGGAGGGUGUAUGCCUGUCCGCCUUCUGGUAUAGCCACGAGCAGUGCUGCUGGACAUCCAACGAGACAACAUUCGACGACCGUGACAAGUGUCCGCAGUGGCAGAAGUGGGCGGAGUUGAUAACAGGCCAUUCUGAGGGAGCGGGACCAUAUGUGUUAAACUACUUGUUGUACAUCCUGUGGGCUCUUUCCUUCUCCUUCCUGGCUGUGUCACUGGUGCGAGUUUUUGCGCCGUACGCUUGUGGCUCAGGGAUCCCAGAGAUCAAGACCAUCCUCAGUGGUUUCAUCAUUCGUGGUUAUCUGGGAAAAUGGACACUGCUUAUCAAGACUGUCACGCUGGUUCUCGCCGUCUCGUCGGGUCUCAGCCUGGGAAAGGAGGGUCCUCUGGUCCAUGUCGCAUGUUGCUGUGGGAAUCUUUUCUGCAGCAUCUUCUCCAAGUACAGCAAGAAUGAGGGAAAACGACGAGAGGUGUUAUCAGCGGCAGCGGCAGCUGGUGUGUCUGUGGCUUUUGGUGCACCCAUCGGAGGUGUUCUCUUCAGCCUGGAAGAGGUCAGCUACUACUUCCCUCUCAAGACUUUAUGGCGUUCCUUCUUUGCCGCAUUGGUCGCUGCUUUUACUUUGCGCUCCAUCAACCCAUUUGGCAAUAGCCGCCUUGUACUGUUCUAUGUGGAGUACCACACGCCGUGGUACAUGGCCGAGUUGGUGCCCUUUAUCCUGUUGGGCGUUUUCGGUGGCCUUUGGGGUACCCUUUUCAUCCGCGCCAACAUUGCCUGGUGCCGGCGAAGGAAGACCACCCAGCUGGGGAAAUAUCCGGUCCUGGAGGUCAUCGCAGUAACAGCUAUCACUGCCGUGCUGGCGUACCCCAAUCCGUACACUCGGCGUAGUACCAGCGAGCUCAUUUCUGAGCUCUUUAACGACUGCGGCGCACUGGAAUCGUCUCAGCUCUGCGACUACAUCAACAACCCUAACAUGAGCCGACCCGUGGAUGAUAUUCCGGACCGGCCGGCUGGCCCCGGCGUUUACAACGCUCUCUGGCAGCUGGCGCUCGCUCUCAUCUUCAAAAUCGUCAUCACCAUCUUCACCUUCGGCAUGAAGAUUCCGUCAGGCCUCUUCAUUCCCAGCAUGGCAGUGGGCGCCAUCGCAGGACGGAUUGUGGGCAUUGCAGUGGAGCAAAUGGCAUACCAUCAUCACGACUGGAUCAUCUUCAAAAGCUGGUGCCGACCUGGCGCGGACUGUGUCACACCUGGACUAUAUGCCAUGGUGGGCGCUGCCGCCUGUCUGGGUGGGGUUACAAGAAUGACUGUGUCAUUGGUGGUCAUCAUGUUCGAGCUAACCGGCGGUCUCGAGUACAUCGUCCCAUUAAUGGCGGCCGCCGUCACUAGUAAAUGGGUGGCGGAUGCCUUUGGGAAAGAAGGCAUUUACGAAUCGCAUAUCCAACUCAACGGGUACCCGUACCUGGAUGUCAGGGACGAAUUCACACACCGCACCCUGGCCGCUGAUGUCAUGCGACCACGUAGGAACGACCCGCCGCUUGCCGUCCUCACCCAGGACACUACCACAGUAGAGGAUGUGGAGAUGCUGAUCAAAGACACGGAUUACAACGGCUUCCCGGUGGUUGUGUCCAGAGAUUCUGAGAGACUCAUCGGCUUUGUGCAGCGCAGAGACCUCACGCUCGCAAUCAAAAAUGCCCGUCAAAAACAAGAUGGCGUGGUGAGCAGCUCGGUGGUGUACUUCACCGAAGACUCACCGCAGUUGCCGGCCAGCACACCGCAGCCGUUGAAGCUGCGCCGCAUCCUCAAUUUGAGUCCUUUCACCGUCACUGACCACACACCCAUGGAGACUGUAGUGGACAUAUUCCGCAAGCUGGGUCUCCGCCAGUGUCUGGUCACACGCAGCGGGCGUCUGCUCGGCAUCAUCACCAAGAAGGACGUUUUGCGUCACAUGGCGCAAAUGAUGAACCAGGAUCCUGAGUCUAUUAUGUUCAAUUAGCCAGCCUCAAGACCGUCUUUGAAAAACCCCUCCUACCUGUGACCAGGACAGCCUCAACCUUGGCUAAUCCAAUGUGCGUGCUGUGACUGCCCACCAGUCUUGGAUUUAUUGGUGGGACAACAGGCAUGCACUUCGAAUGCUCGUAUCUGUCGUACCUUGACUUAAGAGAGCACCAAACUUGUGAGUUUCCGAGGUAUGAACAGGCACUUUGUUUUUUGUUUUUGUGUUGCAAGCCAAAUGUUGAGGCAAAAGUGAGCUUCACAUACAUCAUACAUCUGCCAAGCAUCACAUAAAUUGAAAUAAUGGUGCCUGAAAAUACGACUGGGAGUUGCUGGUUUCUGUUGCUUCAAGUUGAGAGCGAACAUUUGAGAAGUAGGGCAGAUUUUGAAUCUUCCAAAAAAAAAAAAGGCUUAAAGUGACAGACAACAAACACCUACUAAAAAUGACUGUAUUUUGGUACAGUGGUACCUUGACAUACGAUUCUUUCGUCAUACAACUUAAAAUUUGACUUGUCAUAUGAUUUGCCUGGAACCGCCAGACUAUUCUCCCUGUAUUUUUCAAACACUGUGAGAAAUAGUCUGGGACCCAGCCCAUUAACGGCCUCUCGAACAAGUACAAAAUCAACCAUCCAAUUAGAUUCGUUUAUUUGCGUGACGUGUUCUUAACGAGUAACGUCACUCUUGCGCGCCGAAAAUCGUCUUUACAACAACACAGAUGGCGAACGGGAGAGCCGAGAAUAUGUUCCAAUCCGCGGUAAAACCAGUUUUAUAUUGCCAAAAACACAUCGACACAAGUCAUUGACUACAGUCGACAUGGCUCGCGCUAGCCAUGUUGAAUAAACGUCUACAUUCUCCGCUCACGCUAAUUACUUGUCGCUUUAACAACGUCAUGUUUGCCCGUCGCUGAUUGGUCCACUCCGCUGUCUGUUUGCUGUGGCUUGCUCCGCCCUCGGAAUUUGAUCCGCCGGAUGGUCGCCAACUCAAUCGCUGGAACAGCGGUGAGUCCGGUAUACCAGGCAAUCACACUAUGAUGACAUGCUCGAAAUACGCCGAAUUACGGCAGCAGCGCAAUUUCAGCAUAUCUGAUUUUCUUGUGAGAGAUAUCAUAAGUCCCGAGAAAGUUAGUGCAGGUAGUAGUCGUAGUGGUGAAAAAAGGAAGGAGGUGAUGCUUACCAUCGAAAUGAAGAAAAAAAUCAAAAAUAUGAGCAUGGUGUCCAUGUGAAUGAGCUGACUAGACAAUAUGGCUCACCGUAUCCUCCUCUACCUACACAGCCGCUGUCUCCUCCGAUGUCCGUUUGCCAGUAAGUUAAUGUGACAUUAAAAAUGCUUUUUAAAGGGAUCCACUGAUAGAAAGGCUUGUAGCUCUUAAACGUUAUUAUGAGUUAAAAUAAUUUGAUAUUGAAACUCUUCUUGAUGUUUUUGUUUUUAUACAAUCUGUAAAAUUUGACUUUUAUCUCGCCAUUGUUGUUGACGUCGCUGGGCGGUGACGUCACAUGGUUACUGCUGCUGGGCUUCCAGAGUAUGACUCAAGCAACAUAAACAUGUCAUCUGUUUAAAUGGUUUCAAUUUGAACCUGAGAGGAACAUUAAUAAGCAUGACAGCACUGUCGAUAUUUUACGAAAUGAGCAGCAAAAUUAAAAUGAACUGGAAUGACUGGAUGAGACGAGAGUGUUCAUCUAGUGCGGGGGUCAGCAGCCCGCAGCUGUUGAGCAGCAUACGGGUCUUUAGCACUGCCCUUGUGGCUCCCUGGAGCUAUUUAAAAAAUGAUUGAAAAUGGAAAAAGAUGGGGUAGGGAAAUAUAUAUUUUUAGUUUAAAUAUGGUUUCUGUAGGCGGACAAACAUGACACAAACAUUCUUCUAAUUCAUUAAUAUUGUAGUGGAAAAGCGGCAUCGUACAACAGUGUAGUCACCUGGUGCAUCAUUGUCUACAGUAUAUGAUGCAUUGCAGAGAAAAUUAACAUUCACCAUAUUUUUUGCACUAUGAGGCGCAUCAGAGUAUUAGGCGCACCGUCAAUCAAUGGCCUAUUUUAAAACCAUUUUCAUGUAUAGGGCGCACUGCAUUAUAAGGUGCAGUAGUAGUAGAAGUAGUAGUAGUGGUUGGGGUUGCGUUAUGCAUCCUCAAGAUGGAGCUGAGCUAAAUGGAAUGACAUGCCAUGAUUAAUAUUGAUCCAUAUAUAAGGCAGAUUGGAUUAUAGGACACACUGUUGCUUUUUGAGAAAAUUGAUGGCUUUCAGGUGCGCCUUAUAGUGCGGAAAAUACGGUAAUUAUGAAGGCUCAUUAUGUAUUUGUAGCCAACUUAGUCAUUUUGAUAGUAGACUUAUAUAGCUAAGUUAGAUACUGUACAUACAGCAUGUGUUGCCUUCAUUGUAAGGCUUUCAUUUUUUUUGCGGCUCCAGCCAUGUGUGUUUUUUGUUUUUGUUUGUUUGUUUGUUUUUUGCUGCAAUAGAGCUCUUUCAACAUUUUGGAUUGCCGACCCCUGGUCUAUUUGGCAGUAACAAUCGAUGUCAUCACCCUGAGCUUCCAUUGCGCGACUAAAACGUGGUGCCCUCCAUAGGUCAAAACAUGUAGUAAAUAUUAUAGAUUUUUAAAUCAAUGGCAAUAUUUUGUGUUUCCAAUGACAUAUUUUAGUAAAAGAGAACAAUGGAGGCUUAUUAGAGCUGAUAAGUCUUAAAGUCUGAGGUUCCCUUUAAUUUCUGGUUAAUAAUUUAUUUGUUUUUCUAUGUGUAAUUGCUAUUUGUAAUUGUACCUUCAGUAUUUAUUAAAGAUUUAUCAUAGGUUUUUGGGCUGUGGAAAGAAUUAAUCGAAUAUGUAUUCUUAUAGGGAAAUCCCUCUCGAUAUACGAACAUUUCGACUUACAAAUAAGGGCCUGGAACGAAUUACAUUCAUAUGUCGAGGUACCACUUUAUUCAAAUCGUGAGUUUGUUAGACCUCUGAUAAUGAAGAAGAUAAUGUUUAAACACAAAAAAUGACCGCUUACAAGCCCAGCAAAUUUUUGACAUGAGUUAUACCCACGCACACAUUGGUGUAUGAGAUGAGUGUUAAUGAUGUCAUAAGGAAGGAAGGGCAGUCUGGAAUUCUUUCAGUUGAUUGGCUAAAAUACCAACGUCUGCCCCCAUGCUGUGCUGCCACUUCCUGGAAACACUGACUUUUAUUAAUGUUUUUCUUCAGUAUGACAACACAGAAAAUAUAAAUUCUGUGUUUAUUCAAUUUAUUAAAACAAAAGAUUUUUUUCCCACUGACAAGUUGCUGUCUGUCCCUUUAAAGUUGUGUAAUGCCAUUCCUAGUUGAUGUUUAUGGACACUAAACAUGGAGGAAAAAAGUUAUAAUUCUAACAAUUUAAGUUGUAUUUACAAGUUGCAUCUUUAAAACAAUGACAUAGCAUUUGCUAAUGCUAACACAUAAUGGGAAAUGCCAUAUACUGUUAACAAAUAGUGUUGUGGUGUUAUGUUUUAACUAGGGCUGUCAAAUUUAUCGUGUUAACGGGAGGUAGUUAAUUUUUUAAAUUUAAUCACAAUAAAAUAUUUAACGCAAUUAACGCAUGCACAGCACGAUCCACUCACGCAUUGCUGCAAACAGCCUACAGUGCCGCCGUUUUACUUAUAUACAGAGCUAAGAGGCAGCGUCAAGUGAAAGGAGUAGAUGCAAGCAUUCAUUGGCACCGUGCUUGUAAUUGACAAAAGCUUUAACAUCUCUCCCACAACAACUAUAAAUAUUGUGGGAAGCGAUGUGGGGAAUAACGACAGGAGUUUUUCUUAACACCCUGUAUCAUACCCAACGCAGAGAAGAUAUAGCAUUUGCAGCCACCACACACAGUCAUGGUUGCACCUCUUCCCAUCAUGCAUUUGGGCAGAAAAGUUAAGUCGCUACAGUAUCAUUUACUGAAAGCAUAACAAAUACACUAGAUGGCAAUAUUUAGUCACAAUAUACAAACGCACGUUUAUCCUUUAAGAAUUGCAAGACUUUCUAUCUGUGGAUCCCUUUCACAGAAAGAAUGUUAAUAAUGUUAAUGCCAUCUUGUGGAUUUAUUGUUAUAAUAAACAAAUACAGUACUUAUGUACAGUAUGUUGAAUGUAUAUAUCGUCUUGUCUUAUCUUUCCAUUCCAACAAUAAUUCACAGAAAAAUAUGGCAUAUUUUAGAGAUGGUUUUAAUUGCGAUUAAUUACGAUUAGUUCAUUUUUAAGCUGUGAUUUACUCGAUUAAAAAUUUUAAUCGUUUGACAGCCCUAGUUUUAACCUACGAAUAUUUUAACAAACGAUGCAACAAUACGUGUAGGCAGACAAUAUGUCCUUUAGUGUAUUUAUGAAGCUCUUGUUGUGCGCAUGACUGUGUUAUUCAAAUCCAAGGAUAGCAAAUCCCACGGAAUGAUUCACUUGUGUUCAAGCAGUUUAAUUCUUUUACAUUCUAUUUAUUUUAUUAUUUUCAUAAAGUACAAUAUUAUCGAGUGCUACUUUCCAUAUUAAAAACUUAUAAUUUUUGUUGUCGUUUUGCUGGAAGUGGCUGAAACGGUUGGUAUUUUCACUCAUUUGAAGACCGCUGCAUUACAAACCUGAUCACACAAUUAUUUCAAAUCGUAAGUCAAGGUACCAAUUCAUCUGUGCAUGUCUACUCUAAGUGACAAGGGAAGUGUCGAUUACAGCCCAUUAACUGUUUUCUGUAAUUGUUUGUUUCUGUAACUGAUUGUUUUAAUAUUUAAAUGUUUCUCAUCACCGCAAGUCACUGAAUAGACUGGACACUCAAAAGCCACACGCUUCCACUCUUUCCAAAUCUGUCUACUGUAGAUGCAGGGUUUCAUCUGUGCUGUGAAUAAUAACAAAGGUGACUGAAUUGUUUGUCAAAGUCAACAAAAGGCAUUUUUAUUGUCCUAUGUCAUGCUAUUGUCAUGGUGAAAAAGAAGCUGAAUCAGCUGCUCCCUACUGACACACUGGAUUCCAUAUUUGUAAAUGUUGAUCUGACCAUCCUGUCUUGAAAUUCCAAGAGAAUGUAUAAAAGUGUACAUGUAUUUUUAUGAUUUAAUAUAUUAGUUGAAGACAUGUGAAUUAAUUUAAAUACAGUAUUUAUCAGACAUUUGCACUUUGGAACUUGUAAAUCCAGUCAUACAAAAUUAAAUGUUGAGCUGACCUUCA